AUGAGUCGAGUCAAUUGUGGAUCGAAUUCAAGCUCUGGAACGACCAGUAUGAGCUCUAGUAGCUUAAGUACCUCACCAUCGGUAAUGGGUUGGACUCUGGGCGUCCAACGUCGUGAUCGGAAGCUCUGGACACUUAUUGCAGAGAAAAUUGAAGCUGAUGUUGCCGUGUUGCAAUUAACACUUGUGGAAGUGGAAGAAAUGCUGAAACAAUUGAUGGCUGUGACGCUACCUAAUCCACGGAUUCGAGCAGAUGAAAUUGCCGCGUUAAUCACGGCAUUAGCACAACUUUUACCAUUGAGUUCAGGACUGCUAUGCUCUGAAUUUACGCGGUUUGUGCAAAAGUGCUGCUGUAGGGAAAGAGUGCUAUUUUCUAGUACACAAUUACGUAUAGUCAUGACAUUCUUGCUGAAGUUUAUCAAGAUAUGUCCUAGUUGGUAUACGGCCAACUCUAUCCGUGCUUUGGGUCAAGUGCUACAUGACAAUGCGGAUCGAGCAAAUAAAGAGUUUGAGCUAUUGUUUGCAGUAUUGCUAAAGCAUUUGGACCCUUCAGGAGUGGACAUUGAAGCUCGAUAUGCGGCUACAAAUUGUGUAUCGAACAUUUGCACACAGGCUGGUAAAACACCUGAGGUGUACCACUACUUUUCGUCGUUAUUGCGUGUGGUGGUGGAAAACUUUCGACAGCAAGCUCUUAGUCUGGUGAAGGGCCAGAACGACCGUAUCCUUGUGAAAGCAUGUACCUCUAGCAUGAAGUGCGUGUUUACGAUUAUCAACUCAAACUUCGACCGCCUGAGGGAUCGUAUCGCGGCAACGCUGCCCAGUCUUCUCGGCUCUAUGCGCCAAGUAAUGGGUUUUGGCCUUGUGCUGAAGAUUGAUCAAAACGACGUGGUGUUCACGUAUCAAGAAGAACUGCACCUUUCUGAUUCCGAUUCGUCUUUAUACGGCUCUGAUGGUAUAAUGGGAUCACGCGAAAUGGGGGACGAUUUGCUCGCUCGGCUGCGCAUUACCGUGCUGUACACACUGGAAGCAAUAGCGGAACACUUUCCCAAAGCCAUUACUUCGUCGAUGGGUCUGUACCUACCGGAGCAAACCACGCCGUAUAUGACGGUAUUUAACAAUACACCGUCGGUCCUCACUCUGCUUAUUGCAGACCCAAGCGAAAAGGUUCGCGUGACGGCUGCUAAGUUUGUGGACGCUUUUUGGGAAAAAAUUCCCCUAAAGAUGUACUUCCGACGCCCAUUUGGGAUCAGCACAACGUCUGCACCUACUGCUUCAUCAUUGUCGUUUGCGAUACCGAAGCGGAUCUCUUUGAUGCUGUAUCAGGUGCAUGUCACCUUGGUGUAUUGUAUUCAGCACGAGAGAGAAUCCGCACCGCUUGCACAGAUACUUAAGAGUACUGCUUCAGUGAUUCAACAUUUUCCUUAUGGAAACGUGGCUGCGGUUCUUGACCAGAUCGAACUCACACCAAGCCUCGGAGAUAUCUUGAAGGCGCUCGCGUCAAGUUUGUACGUAGCAGCAGCGUCAACUGAUCAUGGUGUGCGGAUGGCAAGUUUGUCAUGCAUGUCAACACUUCUCAAUGUUCCAGAGACUCUUCCGUCGAUCCUGGAGUGGAUGGUGAACACAAGCGACACUGACCACGUGAUCCGAGUUGCACACAUAUCGAUCGCCUGCGGUACGUGGUUACUGCGUCACCGUUCAUUUGUUGAGGAGCUUUUGCUGAUGGCAUCCCGACCCGAUGACUCGUCGCGCACGUUACUGCGCUUGGAGGCUAUGUCACUUUUGUCCAAGAUCGCAAAGAACUAUUCACCAGCCCUCAGUGUUAACUGGAGGCAACUUUCGGAAUUUAUGUUGACAGCAUUUCAAGACAUGGACCCGAAUGUACGCCUUCAAGCGGUAAAAAUAUUGGAAAACUACAUUAAGGGCGAGAAUGGAAGCUCUGAUAGUGCACUGCUUGGAAGUGCAAAUACAAAGGGGGCUUGCCGUAUCGACUGUUUGGAGCUGAUGGCGACACAUUUAGUGCGAGCGUUCUAUGAUACCUCACACCAUGUUCGUGCGAGUGUCUGCGCAUGCUUUACGCUGUUAUCUGCUCAAGACUGGGCCUGGCUUGGUGAGAAGAAACGGUCCCGACGCCUUCCAGUAUUAGCAGCUAAAAGCGGCGGCUACAAUGGAUCUGGGCCUCAUGUUUCGUGCCUAGACGGAUACACUCGGAUUAUCUUGCAAACUCCGAAAGACAGCUCUCCAGUUGUGCGCGCAGCGGGAUUCCGUCUCCUAGGGUCGCUGUGCCUUGCUCCGACGUUUAAGACGUGCGGAUUUGCCUGUACUGUGGUGAGCUUAGCUCUGGAGGCUCUUGGCGACUCCACUCUGAAUGUGCGUGUUCGGGCUGCAUGGGCGUUGGGCAACGUUUGUACCACACUUGGCCCCGAGUCGAUUCCAGAGAGUAAUGAGCCAUCACUCCCUCCACCAGCACUGCCAUCAUUGUUUGUAGCCAAAGUGGAAUCGUCGAUGGCAUCCCCACCGUUGCCCCCUCAAGUGCUGUACGAGCUAUUACCGGAGAAGCAGUUGCGCCUUGUAAUUGAGAAGAUGAUGGUGUAUAUCAAUGACAACGACAAGGUAGCGUCGAGUGUGGCUCGUACGUUGGGGUUGGUAUGUCGUUGGAUCAGCUUUACACCCUUCCGGCGCACUUUGACUGUAAAAAGCUGUGCUUGGCUGGAUGACCUGUUGGGGCAAGCAAUGACUGUGCUAGCAAGCAAGAUCAAUGCAGGCUCGCCCAAGGUCAGAUGGAAUGCGUGCCACGCUAUCGCUAAGGUUCUAUUGUGUCCCAGCCUGCCAUUAUCGUCGGUGUCAUGGGCUCCAUCUGUUUUUCAAGCACUAUUGACUGCUGUCGCACAACAGGAGAACUUCAAGGUGCGUAUUAGUGCCGCGACUGCGCUGCGGGUGUCUCAAGCCCGAAGUGCGUUUGGUUCUUUCUUCCAGACGGCGCUUCAAGCCACGAUGGAUGCUCUGGAGACGGCAUCGGACUUGAAGGAUGUGACCGAAUUUCGUUACAAAGAGCAACUGGAGACGCAGCUUUCAUUUACGUUGGUGCACCUAAUUCACAUUGCCACGGAAGAAGAUGACCCGUUGAUAUUAGAGGCGUUUAAAUCCAAGCCUCAUGGGUUUUUAUAUGACUGGUUGCUACACAACCUCCAUCGUAUGGUCGGGGCGAUCGAGCGCGAGAGCGAAGUUGUCGCUGGUCCGGUUGCAGCGGGCGGAGAUGUUACCGAGGAAGGUCGGGCUGGAGGAACAGGUGACGCGCAUGACGUGAACCCCAUCAAGAAAGAAGAGCUGCUAUCUGCAGUGCGCUCGUUGCUGCGUAUUUCAGAAUGUCUUACGACGGACAAGGCCUACGCAACCAGCUGCGUUUCGCUCUUGUACGACACGAAAAUUGGACUCGAGCAUGAUGUACUAUAUUCCAACGAGGAUAUUCCCUUCGAGCUAUGA
Peronospora belbahrii is the source of this 3477-nucleotide messenger RNA. Lineage: Eukaryota; Oomycota; Peronosporomycetes; Peronosporales; Peronosporaceae. The record is from the annotation of a GenBank genome assembly.